AUGAGCUAUACUCUGUUCCCAGACUUCUUGCAAGAAAUUUCAAAGCUCCUAGAGGACGCAGUGAACGAUUUUGAUGUACUCAUUCAAGUAGGGCAGGAGUCGAAAAUGAAAGAGUUUCGAGCUCACUCACUUAUUCUGAGUGCACGGUCACCCUAUUUUCGCACAGCACUUUCCGAAAAUUUGGUCGCAAAGAAGGACGGCGUGGUUAUUCUCAAGGAGCAAACCAUCUUACCAGCAGUAUUCGAUUCUAUACUCAGAUACAUAUACAGUGGCGAGAUUUGUUAUGAUCAACCCGGAGACAUUUCCAGUGAUAUUAACCAAAAUGCUACCCAUGCUUUAGAUAUCCUAGUAGCUGCUAAUGAAUUAAGACUCUGCAAACUUAUUAAUUGCACUCAAAUCUAUCUUAUUGAAAAACAAUCAUCGUGGUUGCAGCAAAACCUUACUGGCAUCCUGCAGCUAUCUUGUCGUCACGAACCCUUCGUGAAGCUACGUGACUAUAUUCUAGAAAUUGUUUGCAAAAAUCCGAAUGCGUUGUUUGAGUCUGAUGAUUUCCUGCGCUUGGACGAAACCACUCUUAUUUAUAUUCUCAAACGUGAUGACCUUGACAUGCCUGAGGUCAAGAUAUGGGAGUAUAUAAUUAAGUGGGGGAUCUCUCGUACUAACCCCGACCUUGAAAGGCACUCUGAUUGGUCCGACAAAGAUUUCUCAACUCUUGAAAGAUCAUUACAUAGUUUAAUUCCUUUAGUAAGAUUUUUUCAAAUGUCUAGAGAGGACUAUUAUCAAAAAGUGAGACAUUUAUAUCGGAAAAUUCUUCCUGAUCAGCUCAAUGAGGAUAUUAUUCGAUAUCACAUGGAUUCUGGUUGUGAAUUGCAAUCUUGCGUCCUUCCACUACGAGUGUCUGCAUCUCCGUUUGACUCCAAGAUUAUUAGUGCUAAAGAUGCUGCACAAAUUGCAAGUUGGAUAGACUACAAGGAUGGGAAUCCAUACACGUUUAGAAAGAAUCCAUAUAAGUUCAAGCUCAUUUUGCGUGGUAGUCGUGAUGGGUUUGAUAUUGAUAGUUUUCACCAAAUUUGUGAUAAUAAGGAACGCACUGUCAUUGCAAUAAAAGUUUCCGGGACAGGAGAAGUGGUUGGAGGAUAUAAUCCGCUUCAAUGGAAAGCAACUGGUGUCAGAUGGUUAGAAAAUGAUCCCAACAGUGUUAGGAUAUACCCGUAUCAUAGGGGGGGUGGUUAUUGUGAAUCUAAAUAUUACAAUCAUAAACGCAGGACAAAUGAUAGCUUCCUUUUCUCUCUUGGCAACAAUCAAGCGCCAAAAUUGAGCCGAAUCCUUCGUGAAUCAGCAAACAAAGCUAUAUCCUGGGAUGCAAAGAGUGGCCCAUGUUUCGGAGAUGCCGAUUUGCGCAUGACUGGUCAAUCCACCAAUACAUCUAAUUGGGUAAGCAAAACACAAUUUUAUGAACACAGCAUUGCCAAUUUGGAAACCUUUUCCGCGGAAGAAUUUGAAGUGUUUCAAAUAGAGCAUUGUACUAUAUUCCGACUUCCCAAGUUUUUUGAAUUCCCUCAAUUGAAUGAUUUGAGUCCCUCUCAAAUUUCCCACUUUCUAGAAGUAUUACAUAAAAAAGCCAGGGGCACUGACUGCUAA
Rhizophagus irregularis DAOM 181602=DAOM 197198 is the source of this 1641-nucleotide messenger RNA. NCBI's taxonomy places the organism in Eukaryota, Fungi, Glomeromycota, Glomeromycetes, Glomerales, Glomeraceae. The record is from RefSeq and is a predicted model, not a curated record.